Tigriopus californicus is the source of this 791-nucleotide messenger RNA. RefSeq names its product translocon-associated protein subunit gamma-like. The transcript has 2 exons. Gene Ontology annotation, cellular component: endoplasmic reticulum; membrane. Gene Ontology annotation, biological process: SRP-dependent cotranslational protein targeting to membrane. Bases 128 to 682 code for a protein of 184 amino acids. The record is from RefSeq and is a predicted model, not a curated record. Lineage: Eukaryota; Metazoa; Arthropoda; Copepoda; Harpacticoida; Harpacticidae.
GACCUGUGGUUCUAUGAAUGUUUCAUCGCAUUUAUCUCGGCGAGUGAUUGAGUGUGUCUUCCCCUCGUUCCCCGGAUCUUGUUCGUCCUCUCCGGCUUACAUCCAUCUCGCUUGAUCCUCCUCCAUCAUGGCCGUGGGCAAGAAAGGCAACUUCUCCAAGGAGGACGAGCUCAUGCUGCAAGAUUUCUCCAAGAACGUAUCGGCCAAAUCGUCGGUCUUGUUCUACGGUAAUGCCUUCAUCGUGUCCGCCAUUCCAGUGUGGUUGUUCUGGCGCAUUCACGCCAUGGACAUGACUAGCUCGUCCAUCCUGUUCGGAGCCCUGACCUUGGUCUCCACGUGGUUGGUGGCCUUUGCCUACCGCAAUACCAAACAUCUUCUCAAGCAUAAAGUGGCUGCCAAACGCGAGUCCGCCAUCGCCAAGGAAAUGAACAAGAAGUUGGCCGAUGAUAAAAAGAUUAGCAAGAAGGAAAAAGACGAGCGGAUCUUGUGGAAGAAGAACGAAGUGGCCGAAUAUGAGGCCACUACCUUCUCCAUCUUCUAUAACAACGCCCUCUUCUUGGCCGUCCUUGUGUUUUGCUCGUUCUAUCUUCUCCGUGGCCUCACCCCGCAUUUCAACUACGUGGCCUCCAUGGGUGCUGCUUCUGGACUCAUUGCUCUCCUGUCCACCGCUAGUAGCCUGUAAUGUGUUCCACGAACUGACAAGCGUCUGGACUCACGUUUAUUGUUAUACCAAACAAACUCGGGUCAACAUAAUCAUCUUUGUCCUGAAAAUAAAAAAUGUAAAUCGUUCA